AUGAAUUCCUUCUAUCGCUUUUCAAGAGGACUUCGUCCCUUAAGCCAUAUCAAGACUGGUUUCGCACACAGAACGUUCAUGAAUUCUUCUGUCUUGAAACAAGUUCAACACGUCAAGUCCAUGGAGGAUUAUGCCCAAAAAAUCAGCGAUGACAAAGUCACCGUUGUAGAUUUUUAUGCCGACUGGUGUGGACCCUGUAAAUUUCUUAGCCCUCUUUUGGAAAAGUUGAGCAAUAGCCAUUCUAAAUCCUCUUUUGUUGCCGUAGAUGCCGACAAAUUCUCUGAACUUGCCCAAACAAAUGAGGUUUACGCACUACCUACCGUGGUUCUAUUUAAAAAGGGUCAAGAAUUGGACCGAAUCGUUGGUGCUGAUAUUCGCGCAAUCAACGGUCUUCUUGCAAAAUACGAAACUUCAUAA
Molecule: messenger RNA, 417 nt
Organism: Schizosaccharomyces osmophilus
Lineage: Eukaryota; Fungi; Ascomycota; Schizosaccharomycetes; Schizosaccharomycetales; Schizosaccharomycetaceae
Gene: trx2
Product: mitochondrial thioredoxin Trx2
Exons: 2
Coding region: 1-417 (138 amino acids)
Source: RefSeq, a predicted model, not a curated record